Prunus mume (Japanese apricot) is the source of this 1486-nucleotide messenger RNA. The record is from RefSeq and is a predicted model, not a curated record. Lineage: Eukaryota; Viridiplantae; Streptophyta; Magnoliopsida; Rosales; Rosaceae.
AAUCCAUUUUAACUGGAGAUGGCCUAAGAGAGCUCGAAAGAGAUAAGAGAUGUUGGCACUGCCGCUGAGAUUAGGCGCGCAUUGGCCUGCGGUACAAAAACCUCUAAUAUCAACUUCAACACGGUGGUUCGUUUUCCCCUAUUCGCGAAAAGUUUCGCUGAAUGGCAAUGGCCCCAGAGACCACUUUGACCGAAACGUUUCGAGGAUCCCUGCGAAUUCAACAUCUUUCACUGGCAAGACCAAUGAUUUCGUUUCCGUUUCUCUCCCCAAAGACUCUCCUCUGUUUGGAUUGGAGGAUUUACUGGUGAGCUUUAUCUUGGGCAAGAAGAGGGCCACAGAAGUUUCUCACUUGGUUUGGAAAAGUGUUGUCCAAAAAGGAGAUACAGUCAUUGAUGCCACUUGUGGCAAUGGUCAUGAUACCUUAGCAAUGCUGAAGAUGGUUGCUGAUGAAUCGUGUAAGGGUUCUGUUUACGGGCUGGAUGUUCAGGAAGCUGCUUUACAGAAAACUUCUUCUUUGCUGGAAGAGUUGGUCAGUCCAAAUGAGAAAGAACUUAUUAAGCUUGUCUCCAAAUGCCACAGUAAAAUGGAUGAAGUUCUUCCAAAAGAUACAUCUGUUAGGCUUGUCGCUUUCAAUCUUGGCUAUCUUCCUGGGGGUGACAAAACAAUUAUCACACAGUCAGAAACAACACUGAAGGCAUUGGAAGUUGCAAAAAGUAUCGUGGUGCCCGGAGGUCUUAUCAGUUUAGUGGUUUAUGUGGGGCACCCUGGAGGAUGGUUUGAUUUGUUUGUAAUCAUGGUUUCUCAAGAACAAAGUAAGGACUCUGGCUCGAAAAAAAAUGGAGGUAAGGAGCUUGGAAUGGUAACUCCUCAAGACAAGUCCUUGAAGAAGAUGAAGUUUGUUUCAUCUACUGAGACAGAACCAGCCAGCACGACAACAAUUUCUGAGGAUUCAAAAGUCCCACUUGUGGACAAGAAAUGGGCUGAAAUCCCCAAGGAUAUAAAGGAGCAGAUUUGGGAAGCCGUUGACAUGGCUUUUGUGGUAGGUCAAGGGGGCAAGAACCUGGUGUUAUCUUCUGUUGCCAAGAAAUGGAAGGAUUUCAAGUCUACAAUUAGGGAGAAACUUGAGUACAAUCAUCGAUUGCCUCCAAAAGGAUAUGCUGAUUUGGAGGAUCAACUGGAGGAAACCAUGCCUCGGGUAGAAAUUGAUCGAUCUACCUUAUGGAAGAAAGCUAGACAAGACAAAGAUGGUAACAUCCCUGAUCCAAAGGUGGCAGAGAAAGCAAAAUUAAUUGAUGAAUUGCAAAAAAAAGUCUCUGAAGGUAGUCUCAGUGUAUCUGGCAGUAAUGAUGUGUUGACCUUGGCUUUGGGUCCCGAGCAUCCAGGGAGAGUAAGAGGGGUAGGUGCUGGGAUUUUCCGUAGGCAAUACUUCAAUUUAUCUACACAACAGAGGGUAAAGUGUAAGAAUUGUCCUUUAAGAAGAGACUAA